Messenger RNA from Mus pahari (shrew mouse), 1113 nucleotides. RefSeq names its product TD and POZ domain-containing protein 4-like. NCBI's taxonomy places the organism in Eukaryota, Metazoa, Chordata, Mammalia, Rodentia, Muridae. Bases 1 to 1113 code for a protein of 370 amino acids. Gene Ontology annotation, biological process: proteasome-mediated ubiquitin-dependent protein catabolic process; regulation of proteolysis. Gene Ontology annotation, molecular function: ubiquitin protein ligase binding. Gene Ontology annotation, cellular component: cytoplasm; nucleus. The record is from RefSeq and is a predicted model, not a curated record. The transcript has a single exon.
AUGUCAGGGGAACCGGAAGCCAAGAGCUGGGAUGACACACAGAGCAGUGAACAGAAAUUCUGCUACAGGUGGACCAUUAGCAACUUCUCUUUUUUUGUUGAGGAGAGGGAGGAAUAUAUUACAAGCCCAGUGUUCUCGUCAGAGGACAACGACAAAAUGACAUGGUGUUUGAGAGUAUACCCAACCGGAGUUGAUGAAGAAAACAAAGAUUACGUGUCACUUUAUCUGAUUUUGCUCAGCUGUGAAAAGAGCCCAGUUUGGGCAAAGUUCGAGAUUUGUAUCUUAGAUGGCAAGGGUGAAAAACGCAAUACAGAAAGGAUCUCAAGCUUUUCUAGAAUACUGCCGCAUCAGCCCUUUGGAUUCGAAAAGUUCAUUAUUCGACAUUCCUUCUUGUCUCCAGCCCAAGUGCUAACACCAGAUGACAAACUUACCCUCCUCUGCAAGGUGAGCGUACUCCAAGACUCAUUCAGCAUUUAUGGACAGAAACCAAGACCUGCAAUCAAGGUUCCAAAGUGCACACUGGAAGAUGACCUAGGCAAGCUGUGGGAGAAUUCCCUCUUCACAGACUGCUGCCUGUUGGUAGCUGGCUGUGAAUUCAGGGCUCACAAGGCUAUCCUGGCAGCUCGCUCUCCAGUUUUCAGAGCCAUGUUUGAACAUGAUAUGGAGGCGAGCCUAAAGAACCAUGUUGAGCUCCAUGACCUGGAUCCCCAAAUCUUCAAAGAGAUGAUGUACUUUAUCUACACGGGGAUGGCACCACACCUCCACAGCCACUCAAUGGCCUGUGAUAUGCUGGCAGCUGCUGACAAGUAUGGCCUAGAGGGCUUGAAGGUCAUGUGUGAGGAUGCCCUCUGCAGGGACCUCUCUGUGGAGAAUGCUGCACACACUCUCAUCCUGGCUGACCUCCACAGCACAGAGCAUCUGAAGACGCAGGCCCUGGAUUUCAUUACAGUUUAUGCUUCCGAGGUCUCUAAGACCUCAGGGUGGAUGUCAAUGAAGGAGUCACAUCCCCACUUGGUGGCUCAAGCAUUCCACUCUCUGGCUUCUACACAUCGUGUUUUUUGGGCCCUCCCUUCCAAACAACUUAAGUGGUCUUUAAGACCUAGUCAGCUAUGA